AUGGACCAGUUCGCCGCGAGCGGGAGAUUCUCUAGAGAGGAGGAGGCGGACGAGGAGCAGGAGGACGCGUCCAAUUCCAUGCGCGAGAUCUCUUUCAUGCCGGCGGCCGUGGCCGGGACCGCGCCAUCUUCGGCGGCCGCUUCCGCGUCCGCGCCCGCCUCGACCAGCGCAUCCGCGUCUGCGGCCUCGGGAAGCAGCAGCGCCGCCCCCUUCCGCUCCGCGUCGGGGGAUGCCGCCGGAGCGUCGGUGAGCGGCGGCGGCGGCGGCGCUGCGGACGUGGAGGCGGUGGAGAAGGAGCACAUGUUCGACAAGGUGGUGACGCCGAGCGACGUGGGCAAGCUCAACCGGCUGGUGAUCCCGAAGCUGUACGCGGAGAAGUACUUCCCGCUGGACGCGGCGGCCAACGAGAAGGGCCUCCUCCUCAGCUUCGAGGACAGCGCCGGCAAGCACUGGCGCUUCCGCUACUCCUACUGGAACAGCAGCCAGAGCUACGUCAUGACCAAGGGCUGGAGCCGCUUCGUCAAGGAGAAGCGCCUCGUCGCCGGGGACACCGUCUCCUUCUCCCGCGCCGCCGCCGAGGACGCGCGCCACCGGCUGUUCAUCGACUGGAAGCGUCGGGUCGACACCCGCGGCCCGCUUCGCUUCUCCGGCCUCGCGCUGCCGAUGCCGCUGGCGUCGCACUACGGCCCCCACCACUACAGCCCGUGGGGCUUCGGCAUCGGCGGCGUCGGCGGUGGAGGAGGAGGAGGGUUCUUCAUGCCGCCCUCGCCGCCCGCCACGCUCUACGAGCACCGCCUCAGACAGGACCUCGACUUCCGGAGCAUGACGACCUACCCCGCGCCGACCUUGGGGAGGCAGCUCCUGUUUUUCGGCUCGGCCAGGAUGCCUCCUCAUCACGCGCCGCCCCAGCCGCGCCCGUUGUCGUUGCCGCUGCAUCACUUCACGGUGCAACCGAGCGCCGCCGGCGUUACCGCCGCGUCACGGCCGGUCGUUCUUGACUCGGUGCCAGUCAUCGAGAGCCCGACGACCGCCGCGAAGCGCGUGCGGCUGUUCGGCGUCAACCUGGACAACAACCCGCUGUCAGACUCUGGAGACGGCGGCGGCGAGGCUAGCCAUCAGGGCAAUGCAUUGUCGUUGCAGAUGCCCGGGUGGCAGCAAAGGACUCCAACUCUAAGGCUACUAGAAUUGCCUCGUCAUGGCGCGGAGUCCUCCGCGGCGUCGUCUCCGUCGUCGUCGUCUUCCUCCAAAAGGGAGGCGCGUUCAGCUUUGGAUCUCGAUCUGUGA
Messenger RNA from Miscanthus lutarioriparius, 1284 nucleotides. NCBI's taxonomy places the organism in Eukaryota, Viridiplantae, Streptophyta, Magnoliopsida, Poales, Poaceae. The record is from the annotation of a GenBank genome assembly.